Messenger RNA from Drepanopeziza brunnea f. sp. 'multigermtubi' MB_m1, 1176 nucleotides. RefSeq lists its product as uncharacterized. Gene Ontology annotation, molecular function: GTPase activity. NCBI's taxonomy places the organism in Eukaryota, Fungi, Ascomycota, Leotiomycetes, Helotiales, Drepanopezizaceae. The record is from RefSeq and is a predicted model, not a curated record.
AUGGCUUCUACCCAAGCUCCAUCUGCCUCUCCGCCGACGGUCAUCGUCUGCGUCGGUAUGGCCGGCUCAGGGAAAACUACUUUUAUGCAACGCAUAAACUCCCAUCUUCACGCAAAAAAAGAACCUCCAUAUGUCAUCAAUCUCGAUCCCGCAGUUCGCAAUGUUCCAUUCGACAGUAACAUCGAUAUCCGCGAUUCGGUCAACUAUAAAGAGGUCAUGAAGUCAUACAAUCUUGGACCCAAUGGUGGAAUCAUCACUUCUCUCAACCUCUUCGCCACAAAGAUAGAUCAAAUUCUCGGACUCCUGGAAAAGCGUACAUCUCCUGAUCCCGCAAAGCCAGACGCAAAACCCAUAAAGAACAUCUUGGUAGACACUCCCGGCCAAAUCGAAGUCUUCGUAUGGAGUGCCUCGGGAGCCAUUCUGUUGGAUUCUCUGGCAUCUACAUUCCCAACUGUCAUCGCAUAUAUCAUCGAUACUCCGCGGACGGCAUCUACUAGUACUUUCAUGAGCAAUAUGCUGUAUGCUUGCAGUAUCUUGUACAAGACCAAGCUGCCCAUGAUUUUGGUUUUCAACAAGACGGAUGUCAAGGAUGCGGAGUUUGCGAAGGAGUGGAUGACCGACUUUGAGGCUUUCCAGGCUGCUCUGAAAACGGAAGAGGACGCCGGUAGUUUUGGGGGUGUUGAGGGUGGUGAUAUGGGUGGUGGCAGUGGUUACAUGGGAUCUUUGCUUAACAGCAUGAGCAUGAUGCUGGAGGAAUUCUACAGCCAUUUGAGUGUGGUUGGUGUUAGUUCCAUGACCGGAGCAGGUAUCGACGAGUUCUUUGAAGCAGUGGGAGACAAGACUAAAGAGUUCGAGCAAGACUACAAGCCCGAAUUAGAGCGGAGGAUAAAGCUGAGAGAAGAAGAGAAGAAGGAGAACCGGGAGAAAGAAUUGGGCAAGCUGAUGAGGGAUAUGGAUGUCUCUGGGGAGCCUUCUACAAAGAAGUCAUCUUCAGCAAACCCCGACAUGGAUACCUUGAGUGACAUGGAGGAUUCUGGAGAAGACGAGGGCGAUGACGGAGAAGGCUUAACGUCGAGGUAUAAGCAAGCUUUGGAAGAUGAAACUGGAGGACCGCCGACCAACGACGACCACAGCUUUACCAGAUACCUUCGCACCAGCCAAAUGAACAUGGGAUAG